This is a messenger RNA of Acanthisitta chloris (rifleman), 2302 nucleotides long. RefSeq names its product nesprin-2-like. The annotation marks the transcript as partial. The transcript has 14 exons. NCBI's taxonomy places the organism in Eukaryota, Metazoa, Chordata, Aves, Passeriformes, Acanthisittidae. The record is from RefSeq and is a predicted model, not a curated record.
GUAUUUUGAAAAAUACAAAAGCUACACAAAAACCAAAGAUAAGGUGUGUGAUAAUCUUAAGAAACUAGAAAAGAUGCUUAGACAGUCUUUGUCUAAGAUUCCAAUGUCUUAUAAGGAAGCUUUGGAGCACUUGGAAGAAAGCAAGGUUUUGGUCUCUAGCAUUGACUCGGCUGAAGAUGAUCUGGUGAAGCUGAGGCAGGACUUUGGAGAGCUGAUGAGAUUAGGCAGAGGAAGUGACAGGGCCCUGGGCAGGGUUGUAGCAGUGCUGUGGGAAAACUGGCUGGGUUUGCUUGAGGCAGCCAAAGGCCUGGAAAUUACCUGCGAAGAACUGAAGCCGGAAUGGAAAUUCAUCAAUGAAGAGCUGGAACGCGAAACAAUAAUUCUCGACAAACUCCAGGAAGAACAGCCAGAAAGCCUUAAAGAGAAAGAAAAGGCCACCAGACAGGAACUGGUAGAAUUACUAGAUUUUGUGAAGUCCUUUGAAGAAAACAUCAGCCAGCAGCAGCUCCUCUUACUCUUGCUUCUUCACCGAAUAAGAAGCAUCCUGAACACGUCUGAAAAUACGGAGGCAGAAGCUGCCCCUCCUGCCUUAUGUGAGAUAAAGGCAAUGCAGGAUCGCUGUAAAAAGUUGUACGACAAGGCCCAAGACCAUAAGGAUUCUGUGAAAGCUGAGAUUCAAGAGAGGAACAAGGUCACUGAAGAAAUAAAUGCUGUGGCAAAUGCAUUACAGAAUGCUGCGUCUGUGUUAUUGCAAGAUGCUGCUGGAAGGGCAGAACAGCUGGAGGAGCUUCAGAGUGUGAUUGAUAGAGAGAGUCAGGCUCUAAAGGAUAUCAUGGAGAAACUCCGGAUCAAGUAUUCUGAAAUGUAUACAAUAGUUCCUGCAGAGCUCGAAACGCAAUUGGAGGACUGCAAGAAAGUACUGCAAGAUCUAGAAGAGAAGGUUAGCUCUGAAGUCUUGCAGAGCUCUCCUCAGUAUGUGUUGAAAAGGAAAGCAGAAACUAUUAACAAUGGCCUUCAAGCUAUUGAAAAGAUGCUGCAACAAAAGAGUGAAAACAUUGCAAAAGCCAAAGAUGUUCAGAAGCAAAUCUGGGAUAUGUUGGACCUUUGGCAUUACAAACUCAAUGAACUGGAUGCAGAAGUGCAAGAUAUAGUGGAGGAGAAUUCCUGCUAUGCACAGGAGUUGAUGGAUAUCCUGGUGACACCACUUCAGCAGUACCAGCAGGUCUCUCAGCUUGCUGAGCGCAGAACUGCCAUUCUAAACAAGGCUGCCAACAAGAUGGAAAAAUAUGAUGAACUCUUGCAGAAUGUGAAAGAUUGGAUAGAAAGCACCAACUGUUUGCUAAGAGCAGAUGCUCAAAAUGACUCUGCAAAGAGCUUACGCAAACAUGCUGAUGACCUUCAGUUGGCUUUGGAAGACUCAGAGCAAAAGCAAAAUCUUCUGCACAAUGUCUUUGUGGAGCUUGAGGAGCUGACACCAGUCCUUGAAACAGACAGUGUGAUGCAACAGCUAAGUGAAAUUGAUGGUCAAGUAGCAACUUUACAGCAGGAGAUAGCAGAGAUUCUUCCACGGAUUCAGCAUGUGGCUGAUGAAUUGGAUGCCAUUGAAUCUCAUGUGAAAGUGUUUGAGAAGGACGUUGCAGAAAUGAAGACACUCCUGUUAGAAUUUUCUGCUAAAGACCAACUUAAACAUGGGCAGGUUAUACUUGAGCAUGUUGGUCCCCGGCAGAAGGCUAUUGCUCACAUGCUGUCCUAUGAAGUAGCACUUCAGCUACCAGGAGUGAAAAUGCAACCUUUCUCAGUCUUCCGAAGAGCAAGGCAACUCUUGAGAGAAUUGAAGGAAUUAGAAAUAAUUACUAAGGAACAAAAUGACCUACUGGAGGGAGAAAUGGAAGCUGUAAAAGAAGAAAUCAUAAAGCUGUGCCAAAGAAAGGAAGAUAUCCUUUCUGGGAUGAAGAAUUCCAUGUCUGAGCUUCACCAGCGCUUACAGCAAGAAGUGCCUGAAUCAGAAGAUGAACCUACAGCCUCCCUGUUAGCACACAGUGACUUCACUGGGACUGAUGUUUCUGGUCAGCAGGGAAGUACAGCCACAGAGAAAGAUGCAAGCUUUUGGCCUUCAGAAAGAGAUGGCGAAAGGCACAAGGAAGACAGUGCAACCUCCUGGUCUUCUGAUACCUUGUCAGAUGGCAUUGUUCAGGAUGAGGAUGUAAUAAUCGAAUCACACAGUAAACAUGGUGAAGAAACAUCUGUGCAAAUUUUGGAGAGCACUGAAGGCCCUGGCACAGGUGAUGGCAGUCUGGCUAUG